This is a messenger RNA of Quercus robur (English oak), 1729 nucleotides long. RefSeq names its product endoglucanase 8-like. Lineage: Eukaryota; Viridiplantae; Streptophyta; Magnoliopsida; Fagales; Fagaceae. Gene Ontology annotation, biological process: carbohydrate metabolic process. The transcript has 7 exons. The coding region runs from base 41 to 1531 and encodes 496 amino acids. Gene Ontology annotation, molecular function: hydrolase activity, hydrolyzing O-glycosyl compounds. The record is from RefSeq and is a predicted model, not a curated record.
UUUCCUUCCUUCUUUGCUCAAACACACCAGAAAAGAAAAAAUGGCGCGAAAUGCUCUCUCUUCACCAGGGAAUGUUCCAGCACUUCGCGUCCUCAUUCUCUUCCUACUCCUCCUCCCUUUUCACUCAAUCGCCGCCCGCCACGACUACCACGACGCCCUCAGAAAAAGCAUACUUUUCUUCGAGGGUCAGCGAUCAGGAAGGCUCCCGCCGGAUCAACGCGUCAGGUGGCGCAAAGACUCCGCCUUACACGACGGAGCCACCGCCGGACUGGAUUUAACUGGAGGAUAUUACGACGCCGGAGACAACAUAAAGUUCGGGUUCCCGAUGGCUUUUACGACGACAAUGUUGUCGUGGAGUGUUAUAGACUUUGGGAGGACGAUGGGGCCGGAGUUGAGGAAUGCCGUUAAGGCCGUUAAGUGGGGAUCGGAUUACUUGCUGAAAGUAACGGCGGUGCCUGACGUGGUUUUCGUUCAGGUCGGUGAUGCUUACUCGGACCAUAACUGUUGGGAGAGGCCAGAGGAUAUGGAUACGCUUCGUACGGUGUAUAAGAUUGAUAGGGACCACCCUGGAUCUGACGUGGCAGGUGAAACCGCCGCUGCCUUGGCCGCUGCGUCCAUUGUGUUCAGAUCACGUGACCCUGGUUACUCCAAUUUGCUUCUCAAUCGUGCCGUUAGGGUGUUCGAGUUUGCUGACAGGCACCGUGGUGCGUACAGCUCGAGCCUGAGAUCCGCUGUGUGCCCUUUUUACUGUGAUGUCAACGGUUACCAGGACGAGUUGCUUUGGGCAGCGGCGUGGUUGCACAAAGCUUCAAGGAGGCGCGAAUACAGAGAAUACAUAGCAAAGAACGAGGUGAUAUUGAGAGCUGGAGACACCAUCAAUGAGUUUGGUUGGGAUAACAAGCAUGCUGGGAUUAAUGUGCUUAUUUCCAAGGAAGUGUUGAGAGGAAGAGCGGAGUAUUUCUCGUCUUUCCAGCACAAUGCUGAUGGGUUUAUAUGUUCUUUAUUGCCUGGAAAUUCUCAUCCUCAAGUCCAAUAUUCUCCAGGUGGGCUGAUCUUCAAGGCUGGAGGAAGUAACAUGCAGCAUGUAACGUCACUGUCUUUCCUGCUUCUUACUUAUUCCAAUUAUCUAAGCCACGCCAAUAAGGUUGUGCCAUGUGGAGAGACCACAGCCACCCCAGCUCUGCUCAAACGACUGGCAAAACGUCAGGUGGACUACAUUCUUGGAGAUAAUCCAUUGGGAAUGUCGUACAUGGUUGGAUAUGGAGCACGUUACCCACAAAGGAUACACCAUAGGGGGAGCUCAUUACCAUCGGUGUUGGCCCACCCAGCCCACAUUGCUUGCAAAGCGGGGUCACGCUAUUUCUUAAGUCCAAAUCCCAAUCCCAAUUUGCUAGUUGGAGCAGUGGUGGGUGGGCCUAAUAGCUCGGACUACUUUCCAGACUCAAGGCCUUACUUUCAAGAGUCCGAGCCCACAACUUACAUCAAUGCUCCUCUGGUGGGCCUACUUGCAUUCUUUUCAGCCCAUCCUUGAUUUCCACCAAAGGAAGUGAAAAAAAAGAAAAAGAAAAGAAAGUAAGAGAAUAACGACAAAUAUAGUGGUGCGCAAAGGUCACCCUGCCUAUUAUUGUGAUUUGAAAGAUUCCAAUUGUACCCAAUCAAGUAUGAAGAAAGUGAAAAAAAAGUUGUAUUUGUACACAAUUAGUAUGAAUAUUCCAGCUAUUUCUAUGAA